CGCGGUCCGGACCGCCCCGGAAGUAACCGCUGCGGGCGGCCGAGGCCCCGGAAGUGCUGUGCCCUUCCGAGUGGAUUUCACGUCACCACGGCCGAGACGCCAUGUGCCCGACCCGCAGCCGCGGCGGAGCUUCACAGCGGGCUUCGCUGCAGUGUUGCUAACCGGGAGCCAUGGUGCCGUUGAGGCUGUUCCCAGCAGGGUGGCGGGGCGUGUUCGAGGGCCUGGGGCGCUGGACUGUGUCCCCAGGGGCAGCCCUCCGCCGGCCCCCGCCAUGGCUCGCCGACCCCCGGCCGCUCUCGCUUGGCCGCGCGGACCGCGCCGCCCAGACGCCGCCCGGGAAGAAGCCGCUCUCCGAGAAGAAACUGAAAAGGCACUUUGUGGACCACCGCCGGGUGCUGGUCCGAGGCGGACGCGGGGGCAACGGCGCGAGCUGCUUCCACAGCGAGCCCCGCAAGGAGUUCGGGGGCCCCGACGGCGGCGACGGCGGCAGCGGCGGCCAUGUCGUCCUGAGAGUUGAUCGGCAGGUGAAGUCGCUGUCCUCCGUCCUGUCCCAGUAUCAGGGCUUUGACGGAGAGGACGGUGGCAGGAAAAACUGCUUUGGGCGACGCGGAGCUGUCCUCUACGUCCAGGUCCCCGUGGGCACUUUAGUGAAGGAAGGAGGCGAGGUCGUGGCCGACCUGUCGCGCCCAGGGGAUGAGUAUGUCGCCGCGCUGGGCGGGGCAGGCGGAAAGGGCAACCGCUUCUUCCUGGCCAACGACAACCGCGCGCCCAUCACCUGCACCCCUGGGGAACCCGGGCAAGAGCGAGUCCUCCUGCUGGAGCUCAAGACCGUGGCCCACGCUGGCAUGGUCGGAUUUCCCAAUGCAGGCAAGUCCUCACUCCUCCGGGCCAUUUCAAAUGCGAAGCCAGCGGUGGCCGCGUACCCAUUCACGACCUUGAAGCCCCAUGUGGGUAUCGUGCACUACGAGGACCACCAGCAGGUGGCAGUGGCCGACGUGCCGGGCAUCAUCCGAGGGGCGCACCGGAACCGGGGCCUGGGGCUGGCCUUCCUCCGGCACAUCGAGCGCUGCGGCUUCCUCCUGUUCGUGGUGGACCUGGCGGCCCCAGAGCCCUGGACCCAGGUCGAGGACCUGAAGUUCGAGCUGGAGAAGUACCAGCAGGGCCUGUCCCAGCGACCGCAUGUCAUCGUUGCCAACAAGGCCGACCUGCCCGAGGCGCGAGCCAACCUGCCCGCGCUGCAGGCCCGCCUGGGUGGGACGGCCAUCGCCUUGUCAGCCGUCACCGGGGAGAACCUGGAGGAGCUGCUGCUGCGCCUCAAGGACCUGCACGAUGAGAGCAUGGCCGCCGAGCUGGCCCGGGGCCGCCAGCCGCUCCGGUGGUAGCACACGGCUUGUCGGGCCGGAGCGGCAAGGCCGCCUCCCUGCUCCGCGCGGCCGCCCUGCAGUCUGCUCUCCGACUCGCAGAGACGGCGCGUCCCCGUGACUAGCACCCGAGCAGCACGGACCAGACGGCCCUGUGCCGGGCAGCAUGUGGCACCGGGUCGAGGGUGCCCGUCCGGCUCCUCAGCACCAGCCUGCAGGGAGCGGCUGCCACGGGUGGGCCUGUGAGUCCUUGGCUGUCGCCACAGCUGCAGAGCUGCCGGGGUCAGGCCCCGUCUGCAGGCGCCACGCCCCUCUCAGACGCGCGUCUGGGGAAGCAGGGGGGCGCCACCGCGCUGUCCCCAGCUGUCCGAGCCGGGGAGCCGAGCCCAGCACUGGCGUCACGACCGAGCGCACCCAAUAUCCGGCCGGGGACGCGGCCUCCGGUGCUCCUCUGUGCAGCUCACAGCUCUCUGCGGGUGGCGGGGCUCCCGGGUGGGCUGUGGGCCGUGGGCCACGUCUGCGGGGACACCCGCUGGGUCCCCACCACACUGUCCCUGCGGGGGUGGGAGGCGCUGGGCCCACGCCAGCCACCAGACUUGCCGCCAGCUCAGAGCGCCCUGGGGGACAGGCUGGCCAGGGCGGGGCACGUUCUCUCCUGGAGUGACCUGGCUGAGGGCCCCGACAGCCGCCACCCCCCAACCGCAAGGGGCCCAGUGGCGAUGGCUGGGCUCCCUGCUGCCGCCGCCGCCA
This is a messenger RNA of Pteronotus mesoamericanus, 2111 nucleotides long. It is a transcript of the gene MTG2, whose product is annotated as mitochondrial ribosome associated GTPase 2. Gene Ontology annotation, cellular component: mitochondrion. NCBI's taxonomy places the organism in Eukaryota, Metazoa, Chordata, Mammalia, Chiroptera, Mormoopidae. Gene Ontology annotation, molecular function: GTPase activity; magnesium ion binding; GTP binding. The transcript is spliced from 8 exons. The record is from RefSeq and is a predicted model, not a curated record. The coding region runs from base 171 to 1382 and encodes 403 amino acids.